Spirodela intermedia is the source of this 3263-nucleotide messenger RNA. Lineage: Eukaryota; Viridiplantae; Streptophyta; Magnoliopsida; Alismatales; Araceae. The record is from the annotation of a GenBank genome assembly.
AUGGCGGAGAGUCUCGGCAACGUGGCGGGGGCGAGCGCUGCCUUCCGCCCCAUUCUGAAUAGGGUCAGGUGCUUCAACGGAUUGCAGAGCUUCACCACCCCCUCGAAUACUCUCCUCGUCCGUCCCCUCCGUUCCCUUGGCUACGGCUAUGUCGUCGGUGGAGGAAUCAGCAGCUGCGGAGAUGGCCGGAGUGGAUUGUUAUCCGUGAGAUCUACGUCUUCAUCCUCGUCUUCGUUCGGAUCCCGAAUGGAGGAGACUGUCAAGAAGACGAUCGACGAAAAUCCAGUUGUCGUAUACUCGAAGACGUGGUGCUCGUGAGUGUCUGUCCCCAUCGAACUCAAUUUUGGCUAAUUAGAGUGAUUUCAAUGAGUCGUUUCAAAAUUUCACGUGCCUUAUUAUUCGAGAACUAUUUAUUGCGCGAAGGUAUUCAAUGGAGGUGAAGGCUUUGUUCAAGAGACUCGGUGUCGAACCGCUAGUAAUCGAAUUGGAUGAACUUGGUGAGGUUCCUCUCACCCUUGUUUGUUUCUCAUCCAAUCAACUUUUCUCCUUCUCUUCAGUCGUGGAUAAGUGACUCCUUCUGACUGGUUUGACUGCUGCCAACGUCCUCGACUGACAUGUGCAAGAGAUAGAUUUCUCUCCUUCGUGGAAAGUUUCAAAACACAUACGACAGCAGUUGGUUGGAGACAAAUAUUCGAAUGUCGUUAGAUCUUAAUUUCUUAAAAUCAGUUUUCUGUUUCUUGAAAACUUAUUGGAAACAGUUCUGUUUGCGAUUAUUGAAUGACGGUAGCAUCCUAUUUCUUUUAGCUUCUUAAACGGUUAGAAUCUUAAGCAGGUUUCAAUCAGUGGAUUGAUGCUCGUUUUUUAUCGAUUGACCCAUCUAAACAGGAAUUACGUUUUACCAAAGUUUACCUUUUUCCUGAAAGAGAAAUAUACGUCAAAUCUACUGCUUCUUUUCCGUCUUUUGCCUCUUAAAAUCUGUUAUCGCUUUAUACUUGAUCUAGUUUCUCAGGGCACUGUUGUAACCUACAUUUUUACUACUUAGCCAAAUGACAUCAUUAUAAACUUGGACGAUUUUUUUGCCUUUCUUCGUUUGGUUAAAUGAGAGAAUCAUGAAUCUGAUUCAUAUGAUAUACUUCGAUGAACUUGCAAUGAAAUUUUUAUCGUCCACAUGUAGCACGAAGGUUGCAAACCAGUGCACUUCAAUCUCUCAUUUACCUAGUCGUUUUGACAUAUAUGCUCAAGAAUGCAUAUUGGUCACUUUGUUGCAACAUUGAAAAGAAAUUUGACUGGCCCCUCUGUUCAACCAUCCUCUAAACGAGUGAAGCUAUGCCUGGUGAUAGUGAUCUCAUACGAAUGUAUACAUCAAUUGGUGCAUUUGCAUGCACAUAAUUGAUGCUCUCGUAUAAUCUAUGCUCAUUUUUUUCUCACUUGAGCUAGUAUUGCUGAGUCUCGUUAUAGUAUUUUCGUUUGUAAAUAAAGAUGAUAUUAGUAGGUUCUAUUCACUUCCUUAAUGAUGAAAGGUUGAGAAAAUAAAAAGGGAUAAAUAAGUCGUUUGCCAGCUGUCUCUUGGGAAAAUUAGGGUCAUAUGCCAGAUCAAAAGAGAUUCUUAUGAACGUUUCUUCUUAAGCUUCUAUCUGUUAAUGCAACUAUAUGAAACUCUAGAAGUAGCAAAUCCUUCUUGUGAAAGGGUAAACUGUAGGUUAUUAAAUCAGUAACAUUAUCUACACUUGUACAAGUUACUCUAUGAGACAGACCGCAGGAUUGUCCCUGGCAUUGGUCAGGUCAGAGACCAAACUGACCAAGCUGACCUAUGAGUUGUCACAUUUUUUUAUAAAUGCUUUAUUUCUCGAACAAAUGGGAUGGUAUAACGUCCAUCAGGUGAGUAGUUACUUGAGUUUGUAAUGUAGCGAUCUUUUGCCCCUUUUCAGGUCCCCAAGGGCCACAACUUCAGAAGGUUUUGGAGAGGCUCACUGGACAAUUUACUGUCCCAAAUGUUUUCAUUGGUAUGUAGCGAUGUUUUAUCUUCCCACGCUACAUCCUUUCAUCAUGCAGUUUAAUAACUGUAGUUAGUGAUUCCAAUGCAAUUUAAUAACUGUAGGCACUUGUCUGUAAAGCCGAUACGAAGAAAUUUAUUAUUUAAACCAGCUGAAGACAGUUGCGUAAAAUAUUGCCUGUUGGCUAUGAAAUGAACAUUGUACUGGAAUAUGGGAUAAAAGAGGAAAAAAAAUUAAAAGAACAUACAGAAAAAAUGUGCGAGAUAUGGCAUGCUAAUCAGAGUCGCCAUCUGCAUUGGUGCAAUGUCCUGGCGUUGUUAGCUUAGACGGGAGUGUCUGGAUGAUAGCCUGUCACAGUAAGUUUGUUAAGACUGGCACGCAGAGAUGGGCUGAAAAAUUGUUGAACUGUAAAAGAGUUUGAUUAUGAGGGAAGGAGAAAAAUGAUAGCAGAACCCAGGUUGAUAGCGAACUCCAUUACUCGGUCACACCUUGGGAACAGGAGAUGGGCUGAUAGGUUAACUGCAGAAACUCACACUCUACCUACAUUUCUUUAGAGUUUUAUAUAUAAUUAGGUACCCUGCCCGGGUUUCAAAAGGAGGCAGAGUGGUAAGCCCUGCAUUCUUUCCCAAACAUCUAUAAAUGCUUUUCGUUUUUUUAGUCAACUGAUGUCCGGAAUGCCAGUGAAUCAUCGUGUUCACGAGAGGACUAUCGCACAUGGUACCGACAGGCAAUUCCUAUAUAUUCUGGCCUCGAUUCUUGAUUUGUUCCAUAUUUAUCCAGAAAUCAGUAGGUUUUGGCCGUGCAGGAUCAUUUAGAGCGGCCAAUCAGCUAUAUCUGGUAAAACGAUACCAGCAUCAUCCACAAAGCUGAACAUCAAGAAAAAGUGGCACCCAAUUUUGUUCAUAUCACCUAUGGUCAACCCUCCCUGUGCUAUCAUUUUAUUUCUUAAAUUGGCAUACCGCUCUAUUCUUCCCAUGCCCCUAGUUUACUUGCCACAAUGCAUCUGGUUAUACAUUCAGUCGCUGAUUCCUUGCUUCUUCUUCUAAACAGGAGGCAAGCAUAUCGGCGGUUGUACAGGUACUCACUAUUUAUUUUACUUUUCUCAUAUAAAAAACGAAAGUCUACCGUAAUUCAAUUCGAAGAAAAUUUAUUUCUUCGGCAUUUUGGCCCGUGAUUUUUGGUGCAGACACCGUGAAGCUCCACCACAAGGGGGAACUCACGGUCUUGCUCUCCGAGGCGGUCGGCGGUCAGAGCCUGCAGCAACCAUGA